GAUCCUCGACCUGAUUAUCAAUCGGCAAGAAAAUGGAAAAGAGAAUGCGAUUCAGCCAGUGCGAGUAAUGGGUCUUCAGUUUAUUUUCAUAAUUCAACAUUCACAGGAGAUCUAGUGCAAACUGGAAGUAUCGGCGGAAAUUUUAAGUUGUCCAGUAAAGUGCAGAAAAGGAAUACAAAUUAUGGAAAGAGUGAUAAUGUUGAGGAAAGAGCUUCCAAAAAAAAAUCGAGCACGAUCUCCACUGACGAAUCAGAUUUAGAUUAUCCACGGGAUCAGACAAAUGCAAGCGGAUCUGAUUAA
This is a messenger RNA of Acaulospora colombiana, 300 nucleotides long. Lineage: Eukaryota; Fungi; Glomeromycota; Glomeromycetes; Diversisporales; Acaulosporaceae. The record is from the annotation of a GenBank genome assembly.